AUGGCAGACACGCUACUUAAAUUCAAAGGAUACAAAUAUGGAAACCAAAAAAUAUAUCCACAUUUUAAAAAUAUAAGAGAUUAUGAUGUUUAUAAACAAAAUGAAUAUGAGACAGAUAGAAAGGAAAUAAGUUUAUAUGACUACAAUGAUGAGAAUAUAAAAGAAAAAAAUAAGUUAAAUGAUAAAUUUAAAAGGGAUAACAAUGAUAAUAAAGAUAGUAAUAAUAAACAUAACAAUAAAUAUAAUAAUAAAUAUAAUAAUAUAUAUAGUAACAAUUACUAUAAUAGUUAUAAUUAUAAUGAUAUUAAUAGUUAUUUAAAAAAAAAAAAAAAACGUAUCUAUUCAAAAAAAAAAUCAUUACUUCCUUUUGAGCAUAUUGAUAAUAAUAUCCAGAAUGAUGUAAAUAAUUCAGAUAUUUAUUUAGAAUCAUAUGUUAUAAAAAAAAAAACAAAAAAUAUCCCAUUAAAUAAUAAAUAUAUAGAAAAUUCAAAUAUAGAAUUAAAAAAUAAAUUAAAACAUACAUUAAAUCCAGCUUUAAGUUUAAUGGCUUCAAGAGCAGUAGAUGGAUUAUUAGGUGGCGUACAUAAACACAUGCAAGGACCAAUAGCUAUAAGUUCAGAUGGAAAUAAUUCUCCUUUAGCUAACCAAAUUGUAACACCAAAUGUAUAUGGUUCUCCUAAUUCUAUAUCACCAAUUAAUAUGACAAAUAAUAUUGCACCUUUAACAUCUAAUCCUUCACCAGCACCAUCUCCUCUUGCUCCACCUAUAGGUGCAUCCAUGUCUCCAGCAGCAACAACAACAAAUAUUCCAGGUGGAGCACCGAUAGCUGCACCUAACCUAAUGUCACAAGGAAUGCCAGGUGCUAUACCUACACCCCCAGCAGUUCAAAUACCCAAUAACGCUAUGCCAUUCAAUCCAAUGAAUCCAACUAAUGUUAUGCCUUUAAAUCAAAUCGGACAAAAUCCAGCAUUUAAUAUUCAUCCUACAGCUUCUAAUUUAAGAGGAGAUCCUGGAAAUGUCAAUUAUAAUGAAGUGGUCAGUAUUACAAUAGGUAUUGUUUUAAGUCUUGUCCUUUUCUGUUUUAUUUUCGGUUGCUUAACCAAAUUAUGUAAACCAAAAAAGAGAAGAAGAUGA
Plasmodium gaboni is the source of this 1134-nucleotide messenger RNA. RefSeq lists its product as hypothetical. The record is from RefSeq and is a predicted model, not a curated record. The transcript has a single exon. The coding region runs from base 1 to 1134 and encodes 377 amino acids. NCBI's taxonomy places the organism in Eukaryota, Apicomplexa, Aconoidasida, Haemosporida, Plasmodiidae.